AUGAAUCCCAGAACAAUCUCAGCACCUUGCGCUGGCAAGACAGUCGUUAUUACGGGCGCGGCUGAAGACCUUAGCCAAGCCGCCGCCGUCGCUUUUGCUACUGCAGGAGUUAAGCGCAUUGCCAUGGUGAACAGCUCAGGUACUUCAGAUGCAAUUGAAAAAGCUUCCCAGGAUGCUGCAGAAGCUGGACGACUGGCCCCUGAGCUGUUUUUCUUUCAUCUCAUAAUUGGUGAGCCUGCUAGUAUCGACACUGAGCUUCCCGAGAUCCACUCGAGACUGGGACAUGUCGACAUUCUCACUAACGCGACAGAACAUAUCUCUCUAUUUAAUAUACAGCGAGGAACUAUAGCAGCAAGUGACAUUUGCUCGUGGGAGGUCUUGGAGGCCAGCGUCGAAGAUUCAUUCGUUGUCGCUCGCAUUCUGCUGCCGCUCCUGCUGAAGGGAACCGAAAAGACGUUUGUCAAUCUCAUUUCAGCCAGAUCGCCUUUGCCCCAACCCACUUCCGGAACGCAUGGUUUGUCUGAAUUUGCUAUGAUACAUCUCUCUGAAUGCUUGAUGCUCGAUUACGGGAACAAGGGACUGCUGGCAUAUUCGCUGCAGCCAGGUCACUAUAAGGCCGAAGACAUGGUGAAUCUGAAACUGGCAUGCGAAGUCCUCGUCUACCUGCCUAGCGAACAGCGCGAAUGGCUGGGUGGUAGACACUUAAAAUGCGAGGAUAUGUGUGAUGUGAUUUCUCGCGAUGACUGGGAUGCGCAGAAUGACUUGCUAAAGAUAGGCACAUCCGUGAAGAGGAUUCCCGCGGCGCCUGAGAAGAGGAGGGCUGAGAAGAGGAGGGGGCGCGUGCCUAGAAGUAGCUACUGA
Penicillium hordei is the source of this 861-nucleotide messenger RNA. RefSeq lists its product as uncharacterized. NCBI's taxonomy places the organism in Eukaryota, Fungi, Ascomycota, Eurotiomycetes, Eurotiales, Aspergillaceae. The transcript is spliced from 2 exons. Bases 1 to 861 code for a protein of 286 amino acids. The record is from RefSeq and is a predicted model, not a curated record.